AUGUCCAACUCCUUAGUCGUCCUCCCCCGCCCCGGGGCGGCGCCAUCCAGCAACGCAGCACAGCCCAUCCCAGCCCCAUCGGAAGCCGCCUUUGUCGCAACUUUCGGCAAUCGGCUUCCAUCGGCAUCAUAUUUACAAACACCCCACGCCAAAGCAGCAUACUACGAGCUACCACCCUCAUUUCCCGCUGCCACAGAUGAGAAAAAGCUCGUAUCCCGGGUGCUACUUGUCCAUGGCGUGCAGACGCCCGCAAUUGGCCUGCAGCCUUUAGCCAGCGCACUGUCAUCGCGUUUCCCAUCGGCUCACUGUGUCCUAGUUGACCUGUGGGGCCACGGACUUACGGAAACACCGUUUGUGGCGCACGACCCGGCUCUUUUCCAUGGACUAUUGGAGAACUUAAUGGUGCACCUCGGAUGGCCUGAUGCCCAUUUCAUUGGCUAUUCGUUUGGCGGCUCCACGACGGCAAGUUUCGCGGCGGCGCACCCCCAACGCGUGGCAUCGAUGGUUUUGGUUGCGCCGGCAGGUCUGCGCCGCACCGCAGGGCUGGAUGGGGUACAGAAAUCUUACCUGCGUGGUGGGGAGGGGGUGGAAGAAGCGGCGCGAGAUUGGAUCUUGGAAGUGCUGGAAGGCGGCCGGUUAGUUGUGCCUUCAGAUUGGAAGGAGAGGGUUGCACGAGGUGAAGUUGUGGCAGAGGCUGUGAGAAACUGGGAAAUGAAAGAACAUCCAGGGCAUGCCGCUAGCGUCGUCGCCAUAUUUAGAGAUGGUGGUGUUUUUGAUAAACAUGCCGAAUUUGCGAAAGCGGCAACGACGGGGAUUCAGUCUCUAUGUGUCUGGGCGAAUUGGAUGACUUGUGUAGCGUGCAAGAUUUGCAUGAGCUUGGAAUGCAGAAUGUCGAGGUUGUGCAGCAGGUAG
Aspergillus nomiae NRRL 13137 is the source of this 912-nucleotide messenger RNA. Its product is annotated as alpha/beta fold hydrolase. The record is from RefSeq and is a predicted model, not a curated record. NCBI's taxonomy places the organism in Eukaryota, Fungi, Ascomycota, Eurotiomycetes, Eurotiales, Aspergillaceae. Bases 1 to 912 code for a protein of 303 amino acids. The transcript has a single exon.